UAAAAGCACCCUGAAUCAACAUGAGUGGGAAGCUAUACCAAUAAGCAGAUUUUGGAUCCAAAAAACCUCAAAACUGUACAUUGUUACAACCUGGGUGGACUCUGACCCCGAGUGCUCCUUUCUUUCCUAACCUAAAGCUCAUAACUGGUCCUUCCUGCCUGCUGGCCUUGCGGUACCCGGGCUGUCCCUGGCUGUGGUAUAGCGUCCCCUUCCCUUCACAGGCCAGAGUGGCGAAAUGCUGACGGUAUUCCAGAGGUGCUUCGAUGUCUUAAUCGUGGUGAAAGACAUCCUGGGAUGCGGAGUACUGAUUUUCAUUAUUGGAUGGCCCUUUUACCAGUACCUUGCGAUGCUCCUGAGUACGACAAUGGCUUCUCAGCUUCGGAUCCGCCGAAAUCGAGCUAAGGCUGCCAGAACAAAAUACCAGACUGAAGGCUUAUCAACGGAAAUUCAUUUUCUCACAGUUCUGGAGGCUAGAAGCCCAAGAUCCAAGGGUUGGUUUCUGGUGAGGCCUCAGCUUGCCGAUGGCUGCCUACUCAUUGUAUCCCACAUGGUCUUUCUUCUGAGUGUGCAGAGAGAGAGAGCAAGAGUGAGUGCAUGAGCUAGAGCUUUGGUGUCUUUCUUUUCUUAUGAGGGUAUCAGUCCUAUCAGAUCUUAUGACCUCAUGUAACCUUAAUUAGGUCCUACUCUAGAUAAUCACAAUGGGGUAGAAGGCCUUACCAUAUGAAUUUUGGGGAGGGACAUAGUUCAGUCUGUAACAGUCUCCCAGUGUACGUACAAAUGCAAAUCUCUUGGGGGUAGAGAUACAUACCUAGCUAGGGGCUUAUACCAUUUGGGUAUACCUAGGAGUAGAAUUGCCGAGUUGUAGUGUGUUUUCUGAAACUUAAAAGGUGAUGCCAAAGUAUUUUCUGAACUUGUCAUUUUUUUAAAGUUUAUUUAUUUAUUUUGAGAGAGACAGAGACAGCGUGAGUAGGGAAGGGGCACAGAGAGAGAAUCCCAAGCAGGCUCUGCACUGUCAGGGCAGAGCCGAUGUGGGGCUCAAACUCAUGACAGUGAGAUCAUAACCUCAGCUGAAACUGAGAGGGGGAAUGCUUAACUGAGCCACCCAGGUGCCCCUCUAAAGUUGUCAUUUACACUUUUCCUAACAUAGUAUAUGAGAGUUCAUGUUGUUCAGCAUCUUUGCCAAUACUUAGUAUUUUCAAUCUUAAAUUUAACUAUUCCUAUGGGAAACUAAUGGGGUCUCACAGUUGUUUUAUUUCAUAGUUUCCUGAAUAAAAUUGAACACCUCUCACAGUUUUAUUCUGUUGUGAAGUGCCUGUUUGUCUCUUCCCCACUUUUUGAUUGUCUGUAUUUUUCUUACUGAUUUGUUGGAGCUCUGUAUAUAUCUUGGAUAUGAGCCCUUUGUUCAUCACAUGUGUUGUGAAUAUUUCCUCUGUUCUAUGGUUUGUCUUUUCACCUUUUUAAUGGUAUCAUUUGAAGAUAUUUUAAAAAUUUAAUGCCCUUCAAUUUAUCAAUUUUUUUCCCUUGUGGUUGGUGCUUUUGUGUCCCGUUUAAUAAAUUUUUCCUGUCCUCGA
Messenger RNA from Panthera uncia (snow leopard), 1571 nucleotides. Its product is annotated as KH homology domain-containing protein 1-like. The record is from RefSeq and is a predicted model, not a curated record. Lineage: Eukaryota; Metazoa; Chordata; Mammalia; Carnivora; Felidae. The coding region runs from base 236 to 598 and encodes 120 amino acids. The transcript is spliced from 2 exons.